AAACAGCAAGGCAAACAGCAAGGCAAACAGCAGGCUGAAAAAAGAUUUAGCACCAAGCGCAGCUUCUACCCUAUUAUUCAGAAACCAUGUCGAAUCCUCCAGUAUACACCACGUCCAGCGGAUGUCCUGUGUCGGACGCGUUCUCCACACAGAGAAUCUCUGUGCAGAACAAUGACUACAAGUACAGGCCUCCGGUGGGGCCUUUGUUGAUGCAGGACUUCAAGCUGAUCGACUCGCUCGCCCACUUUGACAGAGAGAGAAUCCCAGAAAGAGUGGUGCACGCCAAGGGUGCCGGGGCCUACGGGUACUUCGAGGUGACGGACGACAUCUCGGACCUCUGCUCAGCCAAGUUCUUGGACCAGGUGGGCAAGAAGACGAAGAUCUUCACGCGGUUCUCCACGGUGGGGGGCGAGAAGGGCUCGGCAGACACGGCCAGAGACCCCCGGGGCUUUGCCACGAAGUUCUACACCGAGGAGGGCAACCUCGACUUGGUGUACAACAACACGCCCAUCUUCUUCAUCCGGGACCCCACGAAGUUCCCGCACUUCAUCCACACCCAGAAGCGGGACCCGCAGACCAACUUGAAGGACGCCAACAUGUUCUGGGACUACCUCACGGCCAACCCGGAGUCGCUCCACCAGGUGAUGUACUUGUUCUCGGAGCGAGGCACCCCUGCCUCCUUCAGAACCAUGAACGGCUACUCGGGCCACACGUACAAGUGGUACAACGCCAAGGGCGAGUGGAAGUACGUGCAGGUGCACUUCAUUGCCAGACAGGGCGUGCACAACUUGAACAACGAGCAGGCCGGCAAGCUGGCCGGCGAGAACCCGGACCACAACACCCAGGACCUCUUUGACGCCAUCGAGAAGGGCGACUACCCUGUCUGGGACUGCUACGUCCAGUCGAUGACCUUGCAGGAGUCCAAGAAGCUCCCAUUCUCCGUCUUCGACUUGACCAAGGUCUGGCCCCACAGCGACUUCCCCUUGAGACACUUUGGCCGCUUUGUUCUCAACGAGAACCCAACCAACUACUUUGCCGAGACCGAGCAGGUGGCCUUCUCGCCUUCCAACACCGUUCCAUCCAUGCAGCCUUCCAACGACCCGGUCUUGCAGUCCAGACUCUUCUCCUACCCAGACACCCACAGACACAGACUCGGUGCCAACUUCCACCAGAUCCCAAUCAACUGUCCGCUCAAGUCCGGCUCCUUUGCUCCACAAAUCAGAGACGGCCCUAUGUGUGUCGACGGCAACUUGGGCAGCACUCCGAACUACGCCGGCGCCUACAACUGCCCAGUCCAGUACACAGCCGCCGCCAAGGUUGCCCCAGACGGAGCCGACGAACAGUACCAGGGCGAGGUUGUUCCUUACCACUGGGAGAUCUGCGACUACGACUUUGCCCAGCCAGCCAAGUUCUGGGACGUGUUGGGCAAAACCAACGGCGAACAAGAGGCCCUGGUCCACAACAUUGCCGGCCACGUGCAAGCCGCCAAGCCUUUCAUCCAGGAGAGAGUGUGCGAAUACUUCUCCAAGGCUAAUCCAGCCAUCGGACAAUUGAUCAAGGAGGAACUCAAGAAGUUGAGUAAGUUAUAGUUAGUCUGUCACCACGACAAUGAGGUGACAAGCUUUUUCUUUUUCAUGCCUUUUGGUUUUCUCUCUUCCUUCCCUGCUUCCUCCCUCCUCUGUAUCUUAUCCCUCUCGUAUAUUCUUUUUUUAUUUAUAUCUGUGUUUCCUAAUUUGACGAUCUAUCAUGCACCAGCCCGCUUGACACUGAA
Pichia membranifaciens NRRL Y-2026 is the source of this 1771-nucleotide messenger RNA. RefSeq lists its product as hypothetical. The record is from RefSeq and is a predicted model, not a curated record. Gene Ontology annotation, molecular function: catalase activity; heme binding. Bases 87 to 1589 code for a protein of 500 amino acids. Gene Ontology annotation, cellular component: peroxisome; mitochondrion; cytoplasm. The transcript has a single exon. Lineage: Eukaryota; Fungi; Ascomycota; Pichiomycetes; Pichiales; Pichiaceae. Gene Ontology annotation, biological process: hydrogen peroxide catabolic process; response to hydrogen peroxide.